UAUAAUUUCUCUCUACCCCGGGGUCCCUUCAGCGUGGUCCGGCGAUGCAUACACCGCACGACUGGGCAGCAGUUCGCCGUCAAGAUCGUGGACGUGGCCAAGUUUACCUCGUCCCCCGGACUCAGCACGGCGGACCUGAAACGCGAGGCCACGAUAUGCCACAUGCUCAAGCACCCGCACAUCGUGGAGCUGCUGGAGACGUACUCGUCCGAGGGCAUGCUCUACAUGGUGUUCGAAUACAUGGACGGCUCAGACAUCUGCUUCGAGAUCGUGAGGAGGGCGACAGCUGGCUUCGUGUACAGCGAGGCGGUGGCCGGGCACUACAUGCGGCAGGUGUUCGAGGCGCUGCGCUACUGCCACGAGAACGACAUCAUCCACCGGGACAUGAAGCCGCACUGCGUCCUGCUCGCCACCAAGGAGAACUCGGCGCCCGUCAAGCUGGGCGGCUUCGGCGUGGCCAUCCAGCUGCAGGACGGCCACAUGAUGAACGGCGACAACAUGAUGUCGGAGAACCGGCCGUGCCUGAGCCCCAAGGGGCAGAUGUACCUGAAGGCCGACUGUGACGGCCGCAUCGGCACCCCGCACUUCAUGGCGCCGGAGGUGGUCCGGGAGCAGCGCUACGGCAAGCCGGUGGACGUGUGGUCGGCCGGCAUCCUACUGCACAUCCUGCUGUCCGGCACGCUGCCCUUCCUGGGCACGAGGGAGCGCCUGUACGAGGCCAUCUGCCGCGGCAGAGUCAACUUGGACGGCCCGUGCUGGGAGUACAUCAGCGACUCGGCCAAGGACCUGGUCCGGCGGAUGCUGACGCCCGACUACCACCAGAGGAUCACGAUCCAGGAGGUGCUGUCGCAUCGCUGGCUCAAGGACCGUGACAAAGGCCGGUUGCACCUGUCCGAGGCCAUCGAGGAGCUGAAGAAGUUCAACGCGCGCCGCAAGCUGAAGGGCGCCGUGCUGGCCGCCGUGUCGUCGCCAAAGUGGAUCUCGUUCUACUCGGAGCACAACUCUGACGCCAUGUCCGACUACGGCGAGGACGAGGUCACCAUGUCCGCCGUUGGCCUGGUCAUGGACUCGCUGGACGACAUCCACUGCCUGCAGGAGGCCUCGCACAAGGACCGGGAGAUGCUGGUGCCCUUGCUGGAGGACCGGCAGCUGCACGCGUUGCUCGAGCUCUACGACCGCAUCUCGUCGCAGCCGCUGUCGCCCUCCAAGCCGCCGCCGAGCGAUGCGGUUCAGCGCGCCCGGGACGUGCUGGACGCGCUGGCGGCCGUGGAGGCCGACGUGGACAUGCACCACGGACACCAUCACCACCACCAUCACCACCACCAGCGCAUGCGGAUGGACCGGGAGGAGCUCCGCGACCUCCUCAGCAGGCCGCAUUUCAGGUGGCACAUGGGUCAACCAACAGUGUCUUACCAACAAACCGGCUACGAGAACAUGACGGUGGUUGGAACAGUUAUUCUGAUCUUUUUUCGAGAGCGCGGGUUUGCGUGCGUACUCACAGGGGCCAUGGUGCCCUACGGGCUGAGGGAGUAG
This is a messenger RNA of Frankliniella occidentalis (western flower thrips), 1533 nucleotides long. Its product is annotated as peripheral plasma membrane protein CASK-like. The transcript is spliced from 10 exons. Bases 163 to 1533 code for a protein of 456 amino acids. Gene Ontology annotation, biological process: protein phosphorylation. Gene Ontology annotation, molecular function: ATP binding; calmodulin binding; calcium/calmodulin-dependent protein kinase activity. NCBI's taxonomy places the organism in Eukaryota, Metazoa, Arthropoda, Insecta, Thysanoptera, Thripidae. The record is from RefSeq and is a predicted model, not a curated record. Gene Ontology annotation, cellular component: cytoplasm; neuron projection.